Molecule: messenger RNA, 2060 nt
Organism: Pseudomassariella vexata
Lineage: Eukaryota; Fungi; Ascomycota; Sordariomycetes; Amphisphaeriales; Pseudomassariaceae
Exons: 5
Coding region: 83-1924 (613 amino acids)
Biological process (GO): regulation of DNA-templated transcription
Molecular function (GO): DNA-binding transcription factor activity, RNA polymerase II-specific; zinc ion binding
Source: RefSeq, a predicted model, not a curated record
CUUGGACGAGCCAUACGUACACUCCACAACGAUAACAGUUAUCAUACCGCAGGGGGCCUGAUACAACCAUCCCAAAUCCAAUAUGGUUUAUACUGGCAAAUCAACCUCUUGUCACACUUGUCGUAUCAGACGAGUCAAGUGUGAUGAGAUGCGGCCACAUUGCCUGAAAUGUCGACGUUCGGGCCGAGAAUGCAAUGGUUACCGCGAUGACUCCGGCAUUAUUAUUCAGGACAUGACUUCGGCUACUAUCAACAAGUGGGAGACCCUAAAAGAUGCUAGCUAUGCGUCAAAAAGCGAGGAUCCGAGUCACAAUCAGGCCCAUACGUCCAAUCGCGGCCGGCACCGAGCCCACUCCGAAGGCCGUGAGAAUCGCGAUGACCCAAACAUAAGCGACAAAGAUACAAAGAAUGUAACUAGGUGGCCGUCAACGCUGCCAACAGCGCAUGUCCUCUUACCGCCGGUAGAGGAUCAAGCAUUACAUUACCUACUCAGCCGAUAUGCCCAAGCACCAUCUCAACUACUGGAUCCUGGUUAUAUACCUGUCCUGAAACUCCUCAAACGGAGGAAGAACAUGAGCCAUUGCCUUGCCACUUCUCUUUCUGCAACAUCUCUGGCAGUGUACUCCACUAGGAAGAACUCAAGAAUGGCCAUUCUGCGCGCAAGGGCUGCGUACUCCAAGGCUCUCAAGUUGAUAAAUAAUGCAGUUCAGGUGCCGGGCUCUUGUCAUGACGAUGAGCUACUUGCUUCUAUUGUUGUGUUGGUACUCUUUGAGAUCAUCUGCUCAGAUAAUUUUGAUGGCUUCUCAAGCCACGCAUAUGGCGCAGCCGCUAUGAUUGGCGCACGAGGAAAAAGACCAUUUCGAGAUAAACUUGGACAAGCGCUAUUUGGGGUAGUUUGUAACAAUGCGGUCAUCCUCAAACUCAUGGGACUGUCCACACCACACGCCGGCACUGAAGCAUGGCUGCAGUGGUUGAACGAUCCCCGAUAUCUGCUAUACAUUGCACCAGAUCCAUCCAAAGAUGAAGACAACGACCAGUCAGAGACUGUACCAACACAGGACACCAUCGAUAUGGACGAAGCGACAAACACGCGCGGGGAUGCUGCAAUCAACACAGCCGUAACUGGGCGAACGGGCACCUUUGUCAUACCCCAUCUACCCUCACGUCCCAUUGGUUUGAAUGGGUCGACCAGCAAAUUAGCUACCGCAGGUGGCAACCCAGACCUGGUCAAGAUAUUUCAAGAGACCAAGGCCGUGAUCCAAGCUGGCUCCCGAUACCAUCUCGCUGAAGCUUCAGAACACAUUGAAUCUACAAAACUCCUAUCCGACUGCAGCCUACACAAGCCUUGCGGACAUCUUCUACCGGCUGGCAAAGUCCAUUUAUACAAAAGCCUUGCAGCUGCGAAUCUCCACGUGGCCGGAUGUGUAGCUAGGGUAUUUACUUGCAACGCGAUGGCAAGGUGCGCCGCCAACCUCCAUAUCCAAGAUUCGGACGAGUACAAGGAGGCAAUCCUGAUUGGUAGGAGGGAGGUGAGUGAUUUGAUCGGAAGUAUCCCAUACUUCUGUGGUCUGGUUGGUCACGCAUCCAUAAGUAAGGGAGGCAAGGCAGCAAAUACACACUCCUUGUCUUCUAUUACAGAUGCUCCGGCUGCAUUGGACCAUUCAGAGGAUCAUGUAAGUACUGCUUCUGUCCACUCUUCACAGCACUCAAAAGAGCCUAUUGUUGCGGCAAGCUUUCAAGCUUGCUCCAUUUUGUUCCCCAUGGGUGCGGCUGCUACCAGUGAGUUCAUCACUGAAGAGGAGUUUGGGUAUAUUUGUUGCAUGUUUACAUGUGUCGCCAACAACUUCGGUCUACGGAUAGCUGAAGGGCUUCGGAAGUUUUCGUUGGAUCAACGAAAGUCAUCCGGGAUGCACUUUUGGAAGUAGCAGAGGAUUCAAUGCAGCCAAGUCGUCGUUUGAGCCAGCGUGUGAACAUAACUGCCAUCUACCGUGUUCGUUAACGGAGCAGAAGCGUUAUUAUGCGACUACACAACAGAAGAGGAACCCACGUCACGUUGUAGUU